Molecule: messenger RNA, 4487 nt
Organism: Oreochromis niloticus (Nile tilapia)
Lineage: Eukaryota; Metazoa; Chordata; Actinopteri; Cichliformes; Cichlidae
Exons: 6
Coding region: 311-3994 (1227 amino acids)
Molecular function (GO): GTP binding; protein binding
Source: RefSeq, a predicted model, not a curated record
GAAGGCAACACGAUUCUCCAGAUUGUUGACUCUUGCAGUCUUAUGAACAGCAUCAGUGUGGUGACCUUGUGGAUUGGGAUAUCACCAGAGACUUCAGAGGCAGAAGUCAGAACAACCUGUGAGACCAACUCCUGUGAGCAAUUGAACCAGUACGUAACAGACAGGUGAACACUAAAAACAAAAGUGAAACUGCAGCAUAAAGCUCAGACUAUUUCUGAGAAAUCACAGUGCUUCCUGACCUUCCCAAAAGAACAAUAGCUGGGUGGAGUGUGUUCCUGUCAGGGACUUCAUUCUGCUGUUACACUGAAGGAUGGAUGGAACAUCAGGCAGUACGAUGGAGGUGGCAGCACUCGGUCGGCCUUUCAGCGUCGGGAUGCUGUACGACUGUCGCAGUGACUCGCUAAUCCCUGGAAUGACUCUGUGGGAUCGUGAUGACCUGAUGAACGAUAUAGCAGAAAGACCGCAGGCCUCUAAUGAUUUUGAAAUUGUUGCAUCUGAAUCAAUUUCAGGCAAAUCUUCAGCUCUAAGCAUUGAUGCUUCACUGAAGGCAAGUUUCUUGGUUGGACUGGUUCAGGUUGAUGGAUCUGCAAAAUAUCUGAAAGAUAGUAAAUCUUCCAGAAAUCAGGCCAGAGUAACACUGAAGUACAAGAAAACCACAAAGAUCCAGGAGCUGUCCAUGAAUCAUCUUGGAAGAGGAAACGUGAAGCAUCCAUAUGUUUUUGAUCAAGGCUUAGCAACACAUGUAGUCACAGCUAUUCUUUAUGGAGCACAAGCUUUCUUUGUGUUUGACCGUGAAGUUUCUGAACACGAAAAUCAUCAAGAUAUACAAGGUAGCUUGAAGAUGAUCAUCAAGAAGAUUCCAAAAUGUGCUAUAGAAGGUGAAGGUUCCCUGAAAAAAUAUGUUACGGACAAAGCCAGUCUUGAUAACUUCUCCUGCAGAUUUUAUGGAGGCUUUUGCCUUUCAAAACCACCAACAAACUUUCAAGAUGCAGUAGAAGUCUACCAAAGCCUGCCAGAAUUACUGGGAGACAAAGCUGUACCAGUGAAGGUCUGGCUGCUGCCACUGACAGCUUUAGAUUCUUCUGCUGCUAAACUCGUCCGUCAGGUCAGUAUAGGAUUAGUUCAAGAAGCACAGAGAGUCCUGGAGGACUUCAGUGAGCUGGAAAUGAGGUCCAAUGAUGUACUGGGAACCAGCACUGCACAGCAGUUCCCACAGAUUGGUAAAAAAAUGAAAACUUUUAAAGAAAUGUGCUCUGAGUUCAAGCUGGAAUUCCAACAAACUUUGGCCAAGAAGCUUCCAUCAAUCCGAGGAGGAGGAGAAGAGGAAGCUGAGCUUGCAGAGAUCCUGAAGAAGAGACAUUCUUCACCUUUCAACAGCAAAAACCUGAACGAGUGGAUGGACUGUAAAGAGAGAGAAAUCUACACAUUAAUGUCUUUUAACAGGAUGAUGAAAAACACCAAAAUCAUCACAUUUCAAAAUGAUCUGUACAAGGAAAGUCUCAGUGCAGAGCAUGUUGUGUGUUUUGUUUUCACCUCUCUGGGAAAGGAUGAACCAUACCUCUCAGCUUUAUCAAGAUACUUAACAGGAGAAACCACCUCAGACCUUCAAGAUCCUCACACUCAUGAUGUAGAGAAGGAACAAUGGUACGCUUCAAAAGAAGUAACAGCUGAAACGAGGAGAAAAGCAAAACUCUUCAGUGAUUUUGCAGAGGCCAACAAGGAGAACAAGAACAUGAAGUUCCUGACAGUGGGUUUAACUAAUGAGACACAGGAAGGUUCCAGCAUCUACCUUUAUGAAGAUGGAUUUGCUGUCAGUGAGAACUUUGAGCCUCCUUCAAAGCCUCAAACUGUGACAGCAGCUGACAGAAACCACAACAGUGUGACACUGAAGAUUUCUCCACCCAGAUUUGGAGCAGAGAACAUCACCUCCUACUCUGUUGAGUACUGUGUCAGUGGAGAGGAUGGAUGGCAGCAGAAGACAGAAGCAAAGGCUGAAGAAGUCACAGUGAGAGAUCUGAAGCCAAACACAGAGUAUGUGUUCAGAUGCAGAGCAGUGACCUCAGCAGGUGUCGGGCUGGAUAAUCAAGUUUCUAUUAAAACCUUACCCUGCAGCCCUCCUGGAAAACCACGAGUUGAAUCAAAUUCAUCUGAGAUAUCAGUGAGCUGGGAGAAACCUGCUGAGCUCGGAGAGGAUGUGCAGAUAUUGAGCUACAUGGUGGAGUAUUCAAAAACAGAUGAUAAUGAGGAAGCUCUGCAGUGGAACCAAACAGAGUCAGCAGGUGAAAAGGUGAUCCUUUCAGGUCUUCAGACAGAUACAGAAUAUGCAGUCAGGGUCAGAUGUCAUUGUGGUUCAGCUGGAAAAAGCAAAGAAAGCAUCACUGUUAAAGUCUGCACAGUUACACGCCUCGCAGAAUAUCUCAAAGACAAAAGUGAAAAGAUCAAAUCUGAUUCCCCCUCAGUUUACAAACUGCCUCUGACAGAAGAACACAUGAACAUAUAUGGAUGCAGGAAGUUUGACUUUGGAGAAGAAACUGAGAGGCAGAAUCGUACAAUAAUGCUUCUUGGAGCGACUGGAUCAGGAAAGUCCACUCUGAUCGAUGGAAUGAUCAACUACAUUGUUGGUGUAGAGUGGGGGAAUGGUUUCAGGUUUAAAUUAAUUAAUGAGGAUCAGUCAACAUCACAAGCUCACAGUCAGACCUCUGAAGUCACUGUUUACAAAAUCAACCACCAGGAUGGAUUUAAAAUCCCGUUCUCUCUGACCAUCAUUGACACUCCAGGCUUUGGAGAUACAAGAGGCAUAGAAAGAGACCGAGAGAUCACAGAGCAGCUACGUAAUCUCUUCUCUGCUCAGCGUGGUGUCACUGACAUUGAUGCUGUGUGUUUUAUAGCUCAGGCUGCUUUACCACAACUCACAGCAACUCAGAAAUAUGUGUUUGAUUCAAUGUUAUCAAUCUUUGGCAAAGAUGUGACAGAAAACAUCAGGAUUCUGGUGACAUUUGCAGACGGUCAGAGACCUCCAGUUCUAAAGGCGAUCAAUGCUGCAGGAGUCCCAUGUCCUAAAACAAAAGACGGACUGUUGGAUCACUUCAAGUUCAAUAAUUCAGCCUUGUUUGCACAUAAAAGAUCAUCUGAAGGAGUCAGCAGGAGUGAUGUUGGUGAAGGAGGACAUUUUGAUCAGAUGUUUUGGGAGAUGGGGGCAGAAAGCAUGAAGAGUUUUUUUGCUGCUCUGAAUGUCAUAGAAACAAAAAGCCUGACACUGACACAGGAGGUCCUCACAGAAAGAAAGCAGCUCCAGAUUUCAGUUGAAAAUGUGCAGGAGCAGGUGAAACUUGGGUUUGCCAAGCUUAAGGAGAUAAAAAAGAAAAGUGAGAAACUUAAAGAAUAUGAAUUCGAGAUUAUAAGAAAUGAGAACUUUGAGAUUGAAGUUACUGUCAUGAAGCCUUUUGAGAAGGAAAUUUCUCACGCUGGAAACAUCCUGAACUGUCAGCAGUGUCAUUUCACCUGUCACCAUCUCUGUACCAUACCAAAUGAUGCAUAUAAAACAAGCUGUAUUGCAAUUGGAUCAGAUGGAUACUGUACUCAGUGUCCAGGCAAAUGUUACUGGAAUGCACAUUUUUAUCAGAAGUAUAUAUGGGAGUAUAAAGAGGUUAAAGAGAAAAAAACAGUGAAAAAGUUGAAAGAAAAGUAUGAUAGAGCCAGAGGGCAGAAGAUGACUGUUCAGGGACUGGUUGAAAAACUGAAGGUGGAAUAUGAAAGUUUACAGGCUGAGGUGGUGGAACUAAUAGAGAGAUCUGCCAAGUGUCUGAACAGACUUAAAGAGAUAGCACUGAAGCCAAACCCUCUGUAUAUUCCAGAGUACAUCGACAUGCUUAUUGAAGGAGAGAAAUCUGAAGGCAAACCAGGCUGGAAGAGACGAGUUGAGUCUCUGAUGGAGAUGAGAGAAAAAGCAAAACUCAUGGCUAAAAUAGAGAAAGGAGAGAAACUCAUUCACUGAACAUUCAUGUGAUCACAAAGAAGAACAAAGAAGGGUGACGACCAGUUGGAACUGAGAUGAUAAAGAUCUGAACUCAGUCGAUGAAGACAAACGACGCAUGUACAAAACCUCAUAUUUACUGUUUGCUGCCUGAUAGAUCUCAUUUUAAAAUUGAUUUAUCUUUAACAUAGAAGUCUAAUUAUAUUUUAUUGGACUUUACAAUGUUCAACUUUUUACUUUUUCUUUUCAGCUUCUUUUAUAUUCUUUAAGUUUUAUCUAAUAUUAGGUUUUCUCAGAGACUCCUGAUGUUGAUGUUAAUGGACUUUUUAAUGUGUUGAUUUUUAUGCUUUUAUUUAAAGUUUCAUUUAACUUUUUGUUUCCUUUCCUGUAAUUUUUCUGGAUUUCUCUGUAAUUCAGUUGCAUCAUAAAACACAGUAAAUGUUUAUCACAUAUAUGAGAGCAGCUGUUUUAUCCUCUGUUUGAGAAGACAUAGUUUUACUAACUCACAGGUGCC